Symbiodinium sp. CCMP2456 is the source of this 952-nucleotide messenger RNA. Lineage: Eukaryota; Dinophyceae; Suessiales; Symbiodiniaceae. The record is from the annotation of a GenBank genome assembly.
GUUGGUUUGUAUGCGUCUCGGCGACGGCACCCCGGUCGGAGCCCACUGCUUCAAGGAGUCGGUCCACUCCCACCUGAAGUUGGCUGCACAGGCGCAGGACUCGGCCUACGCGAAGGCCGCGCUGGCUGCGUCCGCAGAUCCUCGCCAGGUCUCUGCACGAAGUGUGGGCAAGAGGACGCCUCUCAUGUGCUUCGCGGCUGGCGGCGAUCUGGAAGUUUGCCAGGCAUUGGUGGAGAGCGGUGCCGAGGUGCAGUGGAUAGAUGGCUACUGCUGUAAUGCCAUCCACUAUGCCCAAUCCAGGAAGAGGUCAGACGUGGUGGAGUUCUUGAAGAGUGUUCGAGUGGUUACGGAGGUGCCGCUGAAGCACACUUGCGCGCAGGACGUGGCGCAGUACCUCCUCAAGGCGGUCCAGGACGGGUGCUGUGGUGCCGUCCAUCGGGCAGCGACACACAUGCGGACCUUGCAGGCUUUGAUAGCAGAGGAAGACGAGAAGCCUCAGCUGCGGGACGUUCUCAGAUCUCGCUUCCAAUUCGAUCUGACCUUGCUCCACUUCGCUGUCAAAGUCGUUGCGAAUGUCGAUCCGGCGGGACAGGCAUGCCUGGCCUUGCUCACGGCCAAGGCCGAUCCAAGGAUCAAGGCUUUCGAGGGGGAGACACCCCUCCACUGGGCGGCCACCGACGGCUGCAGGGAGAUCUACGAUGAGCUCGCAGCUGCCGCCCGACGUUUAGAGGCCGAGGAGGCAGUUCGUGGACGCCUCGUCUCAGGCCAAAGCGGCUCGACUGAGGAGCUCCCCUCAGCAGUUGAACCGCUGCUGGCAGAGACGCAAAAGAUUCUGCGUCGGCGCCUGGUUCGCCUGGAGGUUGAACGCGAUGAAUGGCAGCGCAAAGCAGAUGAGGACUCCAGCAAGUGGCUGCAGGCCGCUGAGAGCAACGGCAGAUUCCCAGCGAUUUAA